AUGAAUAAGGAAUUGGAAGAGAAGGUUUUGAAACGUUUCAAACGUCAGCAUCAAUUUAAAACCGUGUACACCGACACAAUUUGUAACAAUUGUAAAUUGAUGUUUACCGAAUUGGUAAAGCUUCAAACGAUUUUGCAUGAUAAUAUUGAAAACUGUGAGUUGAAAGCACCGAAGAAACAUCCCAUCUUGAAAUCAAAAAAAGUACAGCCAGCUGGAAAUGGUUGCAAUACAGAAAGUACGGCCACCAAAACAGAAACUGUGACAUUCAGUGAACAAACUACGUCACAUGACGACAACCAAGCCAAAGAAAUUCAAGGUGAAGCUAUCGAUAAGGGGCUAACAAAGAAAAUCAGAGUUCCUUCUGCAAAAUCGACACCAAGUCCUAAAUUACCAGCAAGUAAAGUUUUAUUUCGAAGUAUAUCAAAUCUGGAAGAUGGGAGAACCCGAAGGAUAUCCAAUACGGUAGACGACCGAACUGGAAAAUGCUCAGGAGAUGUUGCGCGUAAAAGAGUUUCCUUUAAUGAUCCCUUAAUGUUAGCAUCUCCUCCACCUUCCUCCCCCAAACUGACAGAGACUACGCUAAAGUCGAUUUUGAAAAAAGGAAGUACCUUUGUUCGUAUGAAUGUAUGUGAAAAUGAUUCUAGUUCACAGCCGAGUCUCCUUCAUGCGGGAACGCAGGUCUUUGACUUAUCUGAUACUGGGGAGUGUUCGUAUAUCUCCCCCACUCUAUCAGUAUCUUCCGAAGAUGAACAAGUUGAAGGCACAACUCUCCCGCUAAUGACAAACCCAUUUAAUAUCGAAGAAGUUGUGGAUAAUGUCACUGAUUUAGGUAUUCCUGCAAAUCAAGUUAUGGAAGAUGGUCUCGAUUUUCCAAAAACAACUUCCGACUUCAGCUGCGACGUAAUAAUUAAUGAACUUUCACAACUAUCAAGCGAGGAAGAUUAUUCCGAAAGCGAUUCUGGUUCACUGGUUAGUGUCCUUAAUAUGGGAACGCAUUAUUUAUCCGAUGAUGAGUUGUCAGUAACUUCUGAAGAUGUUAAAUAUAUGGACAAAGUCGUCCCACAAGCAGCAGAUUGUUUACCAGAUAAUAAGGAAUCGGAACAAAUCACACCACCUGCUUUGUCUCUACGUUCUCAAUCAGAUGGUCAAGUUGAGGUUGGAUAUACAACCCUUCCUCCACUAACAGAUACAAUUGACAGCAAUGAAGUUAUGGAUAAUGUCGCUGAUUUGCUUAAUCCUGCAAAUCAAGUUAUAGACGAUGGUAUCGAUUUGCCAAAAACCGCUUCCGACUGUGACAUAAUGAUUAAUCAACCUUCACAAAUAUCAACCGAGGAAGAUUAUUCUAAAAUAGAUGAAGAUUUGUAUUACGAGAAUUUGAUCGAACAACAAGAAUUUGAAUAACA
Photinus pyralis (common eastern firefly) is the source of this 1403-nucleotide messenger RNA. RefSeq lists its product as uncharacterized. Lineage: Eukaryota; Metazoa; Arthropoda; Insecta; Coleoptera; Lampyridae. The record is from RefSeq and is a predicted model, not a curated record. Bases 1 to 1401 code for a protein of 466 amino acids. The transcript has 8 exons.